Messenger RNA from Triplophysa dalaica, 1914 nucleotides. RefSeq names its product tubulin alpha-8 chain-like. Gene Ontology annotation, molecular function: structural constituent of cytoskeleton; GTP binding. The record is from RefSeq and is a predicted model, not a curated record. Gene Ontology annotation, biological process: microtubule cytoskeleton organization; mitotic cell cycle. NCBI's taxonomy places the organism in Eukaryota, Metazoa, Chordata, Actinopteri, Cypriniformes, Nemacheilidae. Gene Ontology annotation, cellular component: microtubule; cytoplasm. The coding region runs from base 1 to 1914 and encodes 637 amino acids. The transcript has 3 exons.
AUGCCCAUAUUCCCAGAUGCAUUUGUUCCUGAGGUCCUGUCAACGGAAUCUGCUGUGUCUGUUGUGCCUGCAGUUUUGAGGUGUGUCUGGGCUGUGCACUGCACUUUCACUCUGGAGGCCACGGGCAAGAUAGCAGUCACACCCAGGCUUUCAGCACUGCCUGCACCUCCAUGUUGUCCAGCCCUGCCUGUGCCCCUAUGGGGUCCAGUCUUGCCUGCCACGCCCAGGCUUACAUCCCUCCCUGCCACCCCCAGGCUUUCAGCUCUGACUGCCAUGCCCAAGCUUCCAUCCCUGACUGCCACACCCAGGCUUACGUCCCUCACUGCCACCCCCAGGCUUUCAGCUUUUCCUGCCACGCCCAGGGUCCCGGCACUGCCUGUCAUGCCCAGGGUCCCGGCACUGCCUGUCAUGCCCAGGGUCCCGGCACUGCCUGCCACUCCCAGGGUACCAGCUCUGCCUGCCAUGCCCAGGUUUCCAGCACUGCCUGACAGGCCCAGGUUUCCAGCACUGCCUGACAGGCCCAGGGUUCCAGCCCUGCCUGCCACCUCAAGUGUUCUAGCCCUGCCUGCCACGCCCUGGCUUCCUGCUUUGCCGAGUUGGCCUCUUCACCACGGCCCAGGUCCACCUCUGCUCCACGGCCCACGCCCACCACCAGGUUCUAUUUUCCUUCCUGGGCCUGGCCCUCUAUCCCUGCACCUGUUCGGCAUCUGCUCUGCCACCCUCCUGAACAUUUCGGAUGCUUUUGUUGGGACUGGAACUCCAGUAACUUUAGUUGUUUUUCCUUCAGAUGAGGUUCGCACAGGUACAUAUCGCCAGUUGUUCUAUCCCGAGCAAUUAAUCUCGGGCAAAGAAGAUGCUGCUAAUAACUACGCCCCAGGUCAUUACACUAUUGGUAAAGAGAUCAUUGGCCUGGUGCUGGAUAGAACCCGGAAACUGGCUGAUCAAUGCACUGGCCUUCAGGGAUUUCUCAUUUUUCACAGCUUUGGUGGUGGUACUGGCUCUGGCUUCACCUCCCUAUUGAUGGAGCGUCUCUCCGUAGACUAUGGCAAGAAGUCCAAGCUUGAGUUUGCCAUCUAUCCACCUCCUCAAGUGUCCACAGCAGUGGUGGAGCCCUACAACUCCAUACUGACCACCCACACCACCCUGGAGCACUCUGACUGCGCCUUCAUGGUAGACAACGAAUCCAUAUAUGACAUUUGCUUUAAAAACCUGGACAUUGACCGGCCCACUUACACCACCCUCAACAGGCUCAUUGGCCAGAAAGUGUCUUCCAUUACAGCCUCACUGAGAUUCGAUGGAGCUCUCAAUGUUGAUCUCACCGAAUUCCAGACUAACUUGGUGCCCUAUCCACGUAUUCAUUUCCCUCAGGUGUCCUGUGCUCUGGUUAUCCCUAUUGAGAAGGCGUGCCAUGAGCCGCUUUCUGUAGCUGACAUUACCAAUGCCUGCUUUGAACCAUCCAAUCAGAUGGUAAAGUGUGAUCCUCGUCAUGGUGAAUAUAUGGCCUGUUGUCUUCUCUACUGUGGAGACGUGGUGCCCAAAGAUGUCAACUCCGCCAUUGCUGCUGUUAAGACGAAACGCACCAUUCAGUUUGUGGACUGGUGCCCCACUGGUUUCAAAGUGAGCAACAACUACCAGCCCCCAACUGUGGUACCUGGUGGAGAUCUGGCUAAAGUUCAGUGGGCUGUGUGCAUGCUGAGCAACACCACAGCCAUCGCUGAGGCCUGGGCUCGACUAGAUCACAAGUUUGAUCUGAUGUACGCCAAGAGAGCCUUUGUGCACUGGUAUGUAGGGGAGGGCAUGGAGGAAGGAGAAUUUUCAGAGGCCCGUGAAGAUUUGACAUCAUUGGAGAAGGACUAUGAAGAAGUGGGCACAGAUUGCAUUGGGGAUGAUGAUGAAGAUGGAGUGGAAUUUUAA